AUGGCAAGAAAAUACGAGGGACGUGCUGUCGGAAUAGACCUCGGAACAACCUAUUCAUGUGUUGCUGUGUGGCUUGACGAUCACAAUAGAGUUGAGAUUAUUCACAAUGAUCAAGGCAAUAGAACUACACCUUCUGUUGUUGCUUUCACUGAUUAUCAAAGGUUGAUUGGCAAUGGAGCUGAGAAUCAAUCUGCUACCAACCCCGAAAACACUGUAUUUGAUGCUAAGAGGUUAAUUGGUAGGAAGUAUAGUGAUCCUAUUGUUCAAAAGGAUAUCAUGUUGUGGCCAUUCAUGGUUACUUCUGGUGUUAAUGACAAACCCAUGAUUACUGUUAAGUACAAAGGUCAAGAGAAGCAAUUUUGUGCUGAGGAAAUAUCAUCUGCGGUUCUUACAAAGAUGCGAGAGAUUGCAGAGGCAUACCUUGGAUCACCCGUCAAAAAUGUCGUUGUUACUGUGCCGGCAUACUUCAAUGACUCUCAGCGAAAAGCAACCAUAGAUGCUGGUGCCAUUGCUGGACUUAACGUCAUUCGGAUACUCAAUGAACCUACUGCCGCAGCUAUUGCAUAUGGCCUUGACAAGCGAAGUAACUAUGAUGGUAAACGGAAUAUUUUGGUAUUUGAUCUUGGUGGUGGUACUUUUGAUGUGUCUAUACUCACAAUUAAGGGUGAUGUCUUUGACGUAAAAGCCACUGCUGGAAACACGCACCUAGGGGGAGAAGACUUUGAUAACAGAAUGGUGUACUACUUUAUUGGGGAGGUCAUUGGGGUGAAUGACAAACCCAUGAUUAUUGUUAAAUACAAGGGUGAAGAGAAGCGUUAUUGUGCUGAGGAAAUAUCAUCGAUGAUCCUCACAAAGAUGCGAGAGGUUGCAGAGAAAUAUUUAAUGUCCCCUGUAAAGAAUGCAGUUGUUACUGUGCCUGCAUACUUCAAUGAUUAUCAGCGAAAAGCCACUAUAGAUGCCGGGGCCAUUGCUGGCCUUAAUAUCAUCCGGAUAAUCAAUGAACCAACAGCUGCUGCUCUCGCAUAUGGCCUUGACAAGAGAACAAAUUGUGCUGAAGAACGAAAUAUAUUCAUCUUCGACCUUGGUGGUGGAACUUUUGAUGUGUCUCUCCUUACAAUUAAGGAUAAGGUCUUUCAUGUUAAAGCCACCGCUGGAAACACUCACCUCGGAGGAGAGGACUUUGAUAGUAGAAUGGUGGACCACUUUGCACAAGAAUUUAACAAGAAGAACAAGGUGGACAUUACUGGAAACUCAAGAGCCUUAAGGAGGUUGAGAACGGCAUGCGAGAGAGCAAAAAGGACACUAUCUUUUGCUUCUUGCACCACCAUUGAAUUAGAUUCUUUAUUUAAUGGCAUUGACUUUAUUUCAUCAAUCACUCGUGCCAAAUUUGACGCAAUCAAUAUGGAUCUGUUCAUCGAAUGUUUGGAAACUGUUGAGAGUUGUCAUAAUGAUGCCAAGAUGGACAAGAGUUCUAUCCAUGAUGUUGUUCUUGUUGGUGGCUCCUCUAGAAUUCCAAAAAGCAUCAACCCUGAUGUGGCCGUUGCUUAUGGCGCAGCCGUUCAGGCUGCUUUAUUAUGUGAUGGCUUUAAGAAUGCUCCAAACUUGGUGUUUCAAGAUGUCACCCCAUUGUCUCUAGGCCUGGCAAUAAAAGGAGAUCUGAUGACUGUUGUGAUUCCUAAGAACACGUCCGUUCCCGUCAAGAAAACACAGACCUAUAAGACAACGGAAGAUAACCAAGAUUCUUCUGUUAUUAUUGUUUAUGAGGGUGAGAGAGCAAGAGCAAGUGACAACAAUCUGCUUGGUUCUUUUAAUCUUUGGCUCCCAGCUGCUCCUCGUGGUCUUCCACUAGAGGUAUGCUUUGACAUCAAUGAAAAUGGAAUCUUAGUCGUUUCUGCGAGUGAAAAAUCUACUGGUAAUAGGACUGAGAUUCCAAUAACUAAUGAAAAAGAAAGAUUGUCGUCUCAACAAAUUAAAGAAAUGACUAGAGAAGCUGAAAAUUACCGUAUUGAAGAUGAGAAAUUCCUAAGGAAGGCCAAUGUAAUGAAUGGAUUAGACCAUUGCAUUUAUAAGCUGAAGAAAGCUCUAAAGAGGAAGGAUGUUAAAUUAAAUCUCUCAUCUAAAGAAAAUGACAAGAUCAAUAAUGCAAUUACGAAGGCCACAAAUCUGCUUGACAGUGAUAAACAAAGUGAAAUUGAUGUUCUGGAAAAUCAUCUGAAGGAGCUUGAUAGUAUAUUCCAACAAAUCAUUGGAAGAUAUGUCUAG
This is a messenger RNA of Medicago truncatula (barrel medic), 2262 nucleotides long. Its product is annotated as heat shock cognate 70 kDa protein. The coding region runs from base 1 to 2262 and encodes 753 amino acids. NCBI's taxonomy places the organism in Eukaryota, Viridiplantae, Streptophyta, Magnoliopsida, Fabales, Fabaceae. The transcript is spliced from 5 exons. Gene Ontology annotation, molecular function: ATP binding; ATP-dependent protein folding chaperone. The record is from RefSeq and is a predicted model, not a curated record.